This is a messenger RNA of Lactuca sativa (garden lettuce), 1774 nucleotides long. It is a transcript of the gene ADSS, whose product is annotated as adenylosuccinate synthase. Gene Ontology annotation, molecular function: GTP binding; adenylosuccinate synthase activity. Gene Ontology annotation, cellular component: cytoplasm. NCBI's taxonomy places the organism in Eukaryota, Viridiplantae, Streptophyta, Magnoliopsida, Asterales, Asteraceae. Gene Ontology annotation, biological process: IMP metabolic process; 'de novo' AMP biosynthetic process. The record is from RefSeq and is a predicted model, not a curated record.
CUCUCUGACUGCGCGUUCUUUUCUGUGGAAAGUGGAAACCCUUGCUGUCGCUCUCUCAUACAGCCAUGAAUAUCACCUCUCUUCGGCUAGAUACAAACCCUAUCACUGCUCCGCGGAGGGCCUUCAAUGGCGCUGGUGGAAGCUGUCUCAACACGCUACCUCGGCGCAUUGCUGUUCUCAACCACCAUCAGUGGAGGAAAUCCGGUCCGAUUUCGUGUUCAGCAUCUCCGCCAGUCGCUGUGGAAGAACAAACUAGCAACAAUUCGAGUCGAAUCGAAGCUCUGAGUCAGGUAUCCGGAGUGUUGGGUUGUCAGUGGGGCGAUGAAGGCAAGGGAAAACUAGUUGACAUCUUAGCGAAGCAUUUCGACGUUGUCGCUCGGUGUCAGGGCGGAGCAAAUGCUGGGCACACCAUCUACAAUUCUGAAGGCAAGAAGUUUGCACUUCAUCUUGUUCCCUCAGGGAUUCUCAAUGAAGAAACCAUGUGUGUUGUUGGAAAUGGAGUUGUAGUCCAUCUUCCUGGAUUCUUCAAAGAAAUUGAUGGCCUUGAAUCCAAUGGGAUCUCCUGCAAAGGAAGGAUUCUGGUAUCUGAUCGUGCUCACUUGCUAUUUGAUUUCCAUCAAGAGGUAGAUGGGCUUAGAGAAGCUGAAUUAGCCAAGUCCUUUAUUGGCACUACCAAAAGAGGAAUCGGACCUUGUUACUCAAGCAAAGUCAUUCGAAAUGGUAUAAGAGUAAGCGACCUAAGGCGAAUGGAUACUUUCCCUCAAAAGCUCGAUCUUUUGUUAUCAGAUGCAGCUUCAAGAUUCAAGGAUUUUAAAUACACCCCUGAUAUGCUUCGGGAAGAAGUUGAAAGGUACAAAAAGUUUGCUGAGAGAUUGGAACCAUUCAUCUGUGAUACAGUCCAUUUCAUGAAUGAAUCUAUAUCACAGAAGAAGAAGAUCUUGGUGGAAGGUGGUCAAGCUACCAUGUUGGAUAUUGAUUUUGGGACAUACCCUUUUGUAACCUCUUCUAGCCCUUCAGCUGGUGGAAUAUGCACUGGCUUAGGGAUUGCUCCUAGAGCCCUUGGGGAUAUCAUUGGAGUGGUAAAGGCAUACACAACUAGAGUGGGGUCCGGUCCAUUUCCAACCGAAUUAUUAGACAAAGCGGGCGACCUUCUCCGGUUUUCCGGGCAGGAAUUUGGCACAACCACGGGUCGUCCACGUAGAUGUGGUUGGCUUGAUAUUGUUGCUCUUAAAUAUGUUUGUCAAAUAAAUGGAUUUUCUUCUUUAAAUCUCACAAAACUUGAUGUUUUAUCUGAUCUUCCCGAAAUCCAAUUGGGUGUUUCUUACAAAAAUCCCGAUAAUACCCCCAUCAAUUCAUUCCCUGCUGACUUAUACGUCCUCGAACAGUCAAAGGUGGAGUAUGAAACGAUGCCAGGGUGGCAGACUGAUAUUUCAUCUAUAAGAAACUACUCUGAUUUGCCAAAGACCGCGCGUCAGUAUGUUGAAAGAAUAGAAGAGCUGGUUGGUGUGCCUAUUCAUUACAUCGGUGUGGGGCCCGGACGUGAUGCUCUUAUAUACAAGUGAGCAAGCAGGAUUUAUAAGAUUAAUAAGUUGUUUGUUUGGUUUUGUAUUGUUUGAUGUAUUUAUUCUCCCUUGAGAGAUGUAUCAAGAGUUAUGGGAUGCUACAUUUGUGCUCAAAUAGGGCAUGGCAAAACAUAUGUUGUAUUACAUCUCACGUGCAUUGGAUUGAGAACAAGAGUUUUGUUAACAUGGUAUAAUUGCAAUUUUUUGGGACA